GAGAAGGAAGCUCUCCGAUCCUGUCGGUCCUGAUAGCCCAGCUUCCUGACAGGAGUCAAACGUAACACGUUGCGUCCUCAAGUUAAAACAAGUGACUUCAAUCAAAGGUUUCUAGGGAUAAGCAGCCUUGUUGCCAGCUCCUUUUCCGACAGAAAAUGAACAUUCACGUCGAUGGGAUAGUAGCUAUUGUCCUGUUUUAUCUGUUGAUCUUAUGCGUUGGAAUAUGGGCCUCUUGGAAAAGUAAAAAUUCGGGCACAGAUCAAGAUCGGAGUGAAGCCAUAAUGAUUGGAGGAAGAGACAUUGGCUUACUGGUUGGCGGGUUCACCAUGACAGCGACCUGGGUUGGCGGUGGUUACAUCAAUGGCACAGCAGAGGCGGUUUAUGUUCCUGGAUACGGCUUAGUCUGGGCACAGGCUCCAUUUGGAUAUGCACUCAGCCUGGUUUUAGGUGGUUUGUUUUUCGCUAAACCCAUGCGUUCGCGGGGUUACGUGACCAUGUUGGAUCCAUUUCAGCAGAUCUACGGCAAACGAAUGGGAGGAUUGCUUUUCAUCCCCGCUCUCUUGGGAGAGAUCUUCUGGUCUGCAGCCGUACUGUCCGCGCUAGGUGCAACCCUGAGUGUGAUUGUAGACAUCAACAUAAACAUAUCGGUUAUUAUUUCUGCUGUGAUCGCAAUAUUCUACACUCUGUUGGGUGGAUUGUACUCGGUCGCAUACACGGAUGUUGUCCAGUUAUUCUGCAUCUUCAUAGGAUUGUGGAUCAGCAUCCCUUUCGCCAUGUUAAAUCCAGCAGUUACAGAUAUCACCAUCACAGCAAGUCAGGAGGUUUACCAGGAGCCUUGGCUGGGGAGUCUGAAUGCACCGGAUAUCUUUACCUGGAUAGACAACUUCCUAUUAUUGAUGUUGGGUGGAAUCCCGUGGCAGGUGUAUUUUCAAAGGGUCCUUUCUGCUUCUUCUGCUACCUAUGCACAGGUCCUCUCCUUUCUGGCUGCUUUUGGCUGCGUAGUCAUGGCCAUUCCGUCUGCACUUAUCGGUGCAAUUGGUGCAUCCACUGACUGGAAUCAGACUUCAUAUGGUUUGCCAGAUCCCAAAAACAAGAAUGAGACUGACAUGAUUUUGCCAAUAGUGCUUCAGCAUUUGUGUCCAUCCUAUAUUUCCUUUUUUGGCCUUGGAGCUGUCUCUGCUGCAGUGAUGUCAUCAGCUGACUCUUCCAUCUUGUCAGCAAGUUCCAUGUUUGCUCACAAUAUUUACCAUCUUGCAUUCAGACAAGAGGCCAGAGACAAAGAAAUAGUGUGGGUAAUGCGAAUCACCAUCUUUCUGUUUGGAGGAGCAGCAACAUCCAUGGCACUGCUGGCCCAAUCUAUCUAUGGUCUAUGGUAUCUGAGCUCAGACCUUGUCUACGUUAUUAUCUUUCCUCAGUUAAUAUCAGUGCUCUUCAUCAAAGGAACGAACACAUAUGGCUCUAUCGCUGGAUAUUUCAUUGGUCUUUUGCUUCGAAUUAGUGGUGGUGAACCAUAUUUACAUCUGCAGCCAUUUAUUUGUUACCCUGGAUGCUAUUUAGAACAUAGCUUUGGAGGUGAACCAGUCUACAUUCAGAGAUUCCCCUUUAAAACCAUGUCAAUGUUAUUCUCCUUCUUUGUCAACCUUGGUGUUUCAUAUCUCGCCAAACAUCUGUUUGAAAGUGGAAUAUUGCCACCAAAAUUAGACUUCCUUGACAGUGUUGUGUCACGACAUAGUAAGGAAAACAUGGACAAAACAAUCUUGGUGAAUCAUGACAAUAUUACUUUAUCAGAGCUGGUGCAUGUUAAUCCAAAACACAGUGCUUCACAUAAUGCUGCUUUCAGCAAUAAGGAAGCAUUUGAAGACACUGAGCCAAAUUUUGAACUUUCCAAGUCAGACAAUGACUGA
Molecule: messenger RNA, 1904 nt
Organism: Carcharodon carcharias (great white shark)
Lineage: Eukaryota; Metazoa; Chordata; Chondrichthyes; Lamniformes; Lamnidae
Product: high-affinity choline transporter 1
Exons: 9
Coding region: 156-1904 (582 amino acids)
Biological process (GO): choline transport; synaptic transmission, cholinergic; transmembrane transport
Cellular component (GO): plasma membrane; perikaryon; synapse
Molecular function (GO): choline:sodium symporter activity
Source: RefSeq, a predicted model, not a curated record